AUGGUAACUUCCGCACCAACAGGGUUGUCCAAGGAUCCCCUCAUCCCCAAAGACAGCAACAACGCCACCGUCGCCGCGGGUAGCAACAGUGGCCUCGAGGACCCCGUCGAACAGACUUUGGGAGGCAAGACGUACUCCAUUGACACGUCUCAGUUGAUUAUUCGUCGCAAUGAAAAGUUCAAAAAGCCUCUCUGGAAAAGUAUUCUUAAGUCCGGAGCAAUGAUCUUGGCCAUCCCUGUCAUCAUUCCAACAGCUGCGCUCUAUGUGGCCAGCAUGUAUUUCGGGCCGUCCUGGUAUCGGAACAAGGUCAUCGAAGCCACAGUCAGUAAUGUUAUGAAGAGCGUUGGAGAACUCUUUGAUGUCGAACGAAAGGAACUUCUUGAAGAGAAUAUUGGUCCCAACGAUGCUAUUUUGGACCUAGGCGCUGGAUCAGGCAAUUACCUCAAAUUUCUCUCUAAAGGUCGACGCCUGGUUGGCAUUGAACCUGUCGCAAACUUUCACCAAGGCUACAAGAAGGCAGCCAUCGAGGCAGGCUUGAACGAGUCUCAAGUGGAAAUGCAUGCUUGUGACAUUGAAACAUAUGUUCAAAAUUAUCCACAAGAAAAGUCUUCCUUUGACUUGGUGGUUUUGGGGAAUGUCCUAUGUGAGGUAUCCGAUCAAAUGACAACCUUGAGCUGUGUGCACCAACUUUUGAAGCCCGGUGGACAUGUCUACUUCUCUGAGCAUCUUGGGAUGCCCAAAGGAACUUUUGCUCGUCGUGUUCAAGACUUUGUGAAUCCGUUGUGGAGGACUGCAGGCGGUGGCUGUAACUGCAACAGAGACAGCCUUUUGAACAUUCGUCGCACUCCUGGCUGGCAAGUCAUCUCAUGGCAAUACUAUGGUUUCAAGGUCGGCUUGGGUCCCUGGGUCCUCGGCUUGGCCAUGAAAGACCACGCUGAGACGAGCAAUGAUUAA
Seminavis robusta is the source of this 954-nucleotide messenger RNA. The record is from the annotation of a GenBank genome assembly. NCBI's taxonomy places the organism in Eukaryota, Bacillariophyta, Bacillariophyceae, Naviculales, Naviculaceae.